CUUCUCCGUAGUAGGAAUCUUAACAUCGUUGUCGAGCAGUAGCUGUGGUGAACGGCUUCUGAAUUAAUCUUUUGGACUUAAUUCCACACAAUCGUAUCAGUUUCUUGUUCGAUGUGUUCGCACUAUGUAACUAGAGUUACAUAAUUCGCAAUGUACUAACGGGUCUGACCCUUCGUUGCUGUCGAGCGACCAAAGGUCAUUUUAUUUCCGGCUGCAGGUCUCGCUGUCUGGUGUUGAACUCCGACAUGAGCGCAAGGAAUAUUGCCCGCUUUUGGGAAUGGGGAAGGAAAAUUAUAUGCGUCGGGAGAAACUAUGCAGAUCACGCCAUCGAGCUCAAAAACGCAGUUCCCAGCGAACCCGUGCUGUUCCUGAAGCCCCCGUCUGCUUACGUCACGGAAGGGUCUCCGAUCCUGCUUCCCUUCUACACCAGCAUACUCCACCAUGAAGUCGAGCUGGGGGUGCUGAUUGGUAAAGGGGGAACCGAUAUUCCUCAAUCGUCAGCCAUGGAGCAUGUGGCUGGAUAUGUGUUAUGCCUUGACAUGACAGCUCGGGACAUUCAGGACCAAUGCAAGUCCAAAGGUCUUCCAUGGACCCUGGCCAAAGCUUUCAACACCUCAUGUCCCAUCAGUGACUUUAUCCCCAAGGAGAAGAUCCCAGACCCAGGGAACAUCAACCUGUGGUUGAAAGUGAACGAUACUGUGAAACAGAAUGGAAGCACAUCCCAGAUGAUCUUUUCCAUCCCGUAUCUCAUCAACUACAUCAGCCAGAUCAUCUCUUUGGAGGAAGGGGAUCUCAUUCUCACUGGGACCCCCAAAGGAGUGUCAAGUGUCCAGGAACAAGAUGUACUUCAAGCUGGGAUUGACGGCAUUGUGACCAUGAUGUUUAAAGUUGAUCGGAAAAGUUGA
Carassius carassius (crucian carp) is the source of this 905-nucleotide messenger RNA. Its product is annotated as acylpyruvase FAHD1, mitochondrial-like. Gene Ontology annotation, molecular function: acetylpyruvate hydrolase activity. Lineage: Eukaryota; Metazoa; Chordata; Actinopteri; Cypriniformes; Cyprinidae. The record is from RefSeq and is a predicted model, not a curated record. Gene Ontology annotation, cellular component: mitochondrion. Bases 246 to 905 code for a protein of 219 amino acids. The transcript has a single exon.